ACUGAUUACGUAGCGGGCGGGGCCGGAAGUGCCGCUCCCUGGUGGGGGCUGUUCAUGGCGGUUCCGGGGUCCUCAACGUUUUUCCCGGUUGAGAUCCUAAAUCCGUCUGCAGCUGGAACAGCAGAUCUUGAGGUUCUUGCUGGUGUGAAAUGACUGAGUAUAAACUGGUGGUGGUUGGAGCAGGUGGUGUUGGGAAAAGCGCACUGACCAUCCAACUAAUCCAGAACCACUUUGUUGAUGAAUAUGAUCCCACCAUAGAGGAUUCUUACCGAAAGCAGGUAGUUAUAGAUGGUGAAACCUGUCUGUUGGACAUUCUGGAUACAGCUGGACAGGAAGAGUACAGUGCCAUGAGAGACCAAUACAUGAGGACAGGCGAAGGCUUCCUCUGUGUGUUUGCCAUCAAUAAUAGCAAAUCCUUUGCAGAUAUUAACCUCUACAGGGAGCAGAUUAAGCGAGUAAAAGACUCAGAUGAUGUACCUAUGGUGCUGGUAGGAAACAAGUGUGACUUGCCAACAAGGACUGUUGACACAAAACAAGCCCAUGAACUGGCCAAGAGUUACGGGAUUCCAUUCAUUGAAACCUCAGCCAAGACCAGACAGGGUGUUGAAGAUGCAUUUUACACACUUGUAAGAGAAAUACGCCAGUACAGAAUGAAAAAACUCAACAGCAGUGAUGAUGGGACUCAAGGUUGUAUGGGUUUGCCAUGUGUGGUGAUGUAACAAGAUACUUUCUCUAGCAUUGGAAAAGAGCCACUUUCAAGCUGCACUGAUACCCUGGUCCUGACUUUCCUGGAGGAGAAGUAUCCCUGUUACUCUCUUCAUCUCAGAGAAGCUCCUGCUAUUUCCCCAACUCAGUAUAUGAGCACAGUCUCUACUUGAGAACUUCUCAGAAUAACUACCUCCUCAUUUGGUUGUCUGACCAGAGAAAUGCACCUCUUGCUAAAUUCCGCAGUAGUUUUCUGCCCUGGGCUCUUCCCAGCAAAAAUGAACACCUCUGCCACCCAGGUUUUUCAUCCAAUAAGCAACUCUGAAUCAGAACCAAACUGUAGGCAUGAAAUUCUGUUUAAAAGUUUCUCGCACUCUAAAGUAGCAACCGCUGGUGAUCUUUAUUUUCCUUUUUAUUUUUGAACUUGGGACCUGUGCUAGACUUCUUUUUUCUAUGUUAGAUUUUGAAACAAUGUCAUAAAGUACUGUUUUGCCAAGAAUAUAAUUAUGUUCCUGAUUGGUUGGUUUGUAGUGUUAACAGCUAUAUUCUAUAGACUGGCAUCUGCUCUAUGUUCCUAAAUAACAAAAGUGAAGCCAGGCACCGCGGCACAUGCCUAUGAUCUAAACCAUUUGGGAAGCUGAGGCAGGAGGAUUAUACGUUCACAGGCAGUGAGAUGGUGUCUCACUGGGCAAUUUUUGAGACCCUGUCUCAAACAUCAGUAAAGGAAUAAACUGGCUGGGUUAUUUAGGGUUAGAGCUCUCCUGAGUUCAGUCCCAGUACUGAGAAGAAAACAGCAAAUGCAAACAUGAACACAGACUUUUGAGUCUAUCCUGGUCUUCUGGACUUUUAUGAAAUUAAAUCCAACUUUGACAACAAAGUGCCUUUUUCCUAGAAGUGGUUUGUAGACUUCCUUUACCGUUCUUAAGUAGAAUAGAGGUCUCGACUAUUACAUAUGAAAACAUCUAUGACCCAUCUACCCCGAGGGAAAGACACACCCAUAUAAUAGCAGAUGCCAUUUCUUACACAUAUGAAGAUUGUUUUCCAGAGGCCAGUUUCUGGGCUUUCCCCAGAAAAAGAUGAAACUGGAAACAAUAAUGAAUAAUUUCACUUAAUUUUUAUCUAAUCUCUCCUUUCUUAUACAUUACUGCAUACAAAUAUAAAUUUAUUUCUUCUAGCAUAUUGAUAAAUUUGGGUCAUACCAGAAAACUUACAUUUGCAGUUAUUCCAGUAUUGUAAAGAUUUGAUGGUGUUGUCUUAUUUUAUAUCUGUGAUAGGUGAUUUUCAAACGUCAAAUGCAUAAACAGGCAAAUUACAUUUUCACCAUGUAUCGUACUCUCAAUGAUGCAUAUAACUGCCCUCAGUCUCCUUCUCCAGUCACUGCCUCUCACCCCCACAGCAGCAUGAACUCGCUUCAUUGUUUUGGUUGAGUAAAUCAUGGUGCUAAUGGGCCAGGGUCACAGUUUCAAAACUUGAAGGAGCCAGCUAGUGUCAUUCGAUCAUAACUCGGGUUUUGCUGGACUCCUGCUAUUAGCCCCUCAAGGAAAAAGGAGGUCAGUUAUCAUGAGUGCUUUAUUGGGCCUGGAAAAGCUUGGUAUCCUAAGGAAGCUCAGGUUAGAAGACUAUAAAUAAAAUAUUUAGAAACCUCCCCCAACUUUUUCUUAGCCAUAUGGAAAGUAAGCCAGUGUCUUUUCUUGGUCUUUUGAGAAUAAGGGUGCUUAGUGGGUUUUUGUUUUUUGUUUUUUUAAGUUUCAGUUUUGUUUGGAGGGUGUUUUUUGUUUUUGUG
Fukomys damarensis (Damara mole-rat) is the source of this 2488-nucleotide messenger RNA. It is a transcript of the gene Nras, whose product is annotated as NRAS proto-oncogene, GTPase. The transcript is spliced from 7 exons. Bases 150 to 719 code for a protein of 189 amino acids. Gene Ontology annotation, cellular component: plasma membrane. Gene Ontology annotation, molecular function: GTPase activity; GDP binding; GTP binding. The record is from RefSeq and is a predicted model, not a curated record. Lineage: Eukaryota; Metazoa; Chordata; Mammalia; Rodentia; Bathyergidae. Gene Ontology annotation, biological process: Ras protein signal transduction.